Penicillium daleae is the source of this 981-nucleotide messenger RNA. RefSeq lists its product as uncharacterized. The record is from RefSeq and is a predicted model, not a curated record. The transcript has 3 exons. Lineage: Eukaryota; Fungi; Ascomycota; Eurotiomycetes; Eurotiales; Aspergillaceae. The coding region runs from base 1 to 981 and encodes 326 amino acids.
AUGGAGCCGUUGUUGGUGGCGCAUUAUCGGGGUCUUUGGGACCUUGGUCGUGAUACAAUGGAGGCUGGUCAGCGUGGCUCCCAGGCCCUGUGGGAGCUUGGAGACGAUGGUCUGGACCAAGCCGUUCCCGGUGGUGGGUUUGUCGAAAUCGCUCCAGGACGACAACAUAUUGAUCCGGUUGACGAGAGGCGCGACACGAGACGUGGCAACCGUUGCGCCAACGUCGACGGGGUUACCAAAAGCUCCGCUGACGUACUUCCACCAAACGGAGAAGAGCUGCCAUCGAAGGAAUCGGAGAGUCCGCAUGGCGUUGUCGAGGGCGAAUUGGGUCUUGUACAACAGCUCGAGGGUCGUCUUCUGGGUGUCAGUCGGCUCCGCGCCGUUGUCAGCGCCGCUCAUGUGCCAGACUGUGCCGCCGUCACUCCGCUCAUAUCCAUGGUUGUAGAGCAGGUCCUUGGCUUCCAGCUGGGCGUCGACCCCAUCGUCUUGUGUCAGCAGCAGCGUCUGAAUUGCCCAAAGGUCCGUCUCCAGCUCUUUUAUAGUGCCAGUCUCAGUGUCUUUGUGGGCACCUACGUACGUGAUCAACGCAUCCGUUGGCGUCGAGCCUAUUGCGACGGGAAUGUUCGGUUUGUUCUUGGUCAACUGCGCGGCGGCGUCUCGCGCAGGAACGACCGCGGGAGACUGGUCCGCGAUCCAGGUAACAUCGUAGACGGCACCAUGGCAGAGCGAGGCUGUAGAGUCCGACGCUCCCAUCCAGCUGUCAACUGGGCCGCCCUUUCCGGCAUCUGGAACGUCCAUCAUGAGAGCGUUGAUGCGGAUUUGGUGGGUUGUAGCAACAUCCGCGGGAAUGUAGAACGGGUCUUCGGUGGGAUCCGCAUGCCAUCCGAUCACGUAGUAGCUGGCUUGCGCAUGUUGCAUCACCGUCGUUUGGCCAGAAUCAGCUUGAUAGGUGAAAUCAUCGAGCAAGCUGAAUACAUUUGA